This is a messenger RNA of Impatiens glandulifera, 891 nucleotides long. RefSeq names its product josephin-like protein. The coding region runs from base 76 to 633 and encodes 185 amino acids. Gene Ontology annotation, molecular function: cysteine-type deubiquitinase activity. The transcript has a single exon. Gene Ontology annotation, biological process: protein deubiquitination. NCBI's taxonomy places the organism in Eukaryota, Viridiplantae, Streptophyta, Magnoliopsida, Ericales, Balsaminaceae. The record is from RefSeq and is a predicted model, not a curated record.
UGAGCCUAAUUACGUGCCCUACUAGUAGACUGUGAGAUAACUUGGGAAAAUCAAAACCCAGUUGAAUUUCAAGCAAUGGAAGGGAUUGAAAGAAGGGAAAUCUAUCACGAAAGACAGAGAUUGCAGUUCUGCUUGUUACAUUCCCUUAACAAUCUAUUCCAAGACAAAAAUGCAUUCACUAGAGAAGAACUGAAUGCUAUUGCUGAGAGGCUGGUCCUCAAUGAUCCAAACACAUUUUCAAUAUCAGGAAGUUGGAAAACGCCACUUUCAGUCAUUUUGAAGCCUCAUUACAAUCCUUUAACUGGGAAUUAUGACAUAAAUGUUCUAAUUACAGCAUUGGAAGGUAUGGGGAAAAGUGUAGUCUGGCAUGAUAGAAGGAACAAAGCAGCUUCAAUUGAUCUUGAUGACCCAGAAGGCAGAUUAAUGGGUAUUGUGGUUAAUAUUGCUGUCAGGAAAUUUGGUGGGCUUUGGAAAAGUAGACAUUGGUUUGCAAUAAAAAAGAUUGAUGGGUUUUGGUAUAAUCUUGAUAGUGAUCUUUCUAUGCCGCUUAUGUUUAGGGAUAUUGUAGAAGUAAGGGAGUUCUUGGAUGCCAUGAUUGCUGCUGGAUCAGAAGUUCUGCUCAUUGUCAACUGACUUCGUUCUUUAUUGUUGCUUCUUCUUUGUGAUUUAUGUUUUUCUUGUGAGUUAUUCUUAUGUGGAUUACAGGGAUACUUCAAUAGGAUGGAUAUGUGUGUGAUCAUAACCAAUAAGUAAAGAAGUUAUAGAUGUUUUUUAGUAUAUCGAUGUUAUGAAUAAGAUCUUUGGCUUUUACAAACUUUGAUUGUUUCUUCUUUGGUUCAAAAUAGACAAAAACAUUGCAAGGAUGACUUCUAUGAAUCAGUUGGCUCGUAA